Molecule: messenger RNA, 492 nt
Organism: Dicrocoelium dendriticum
Lineage: Eukaryota; Metazoa; Platyhelminthes; Trematoda; Plagiorchiida; Dicrocoeliidae
Source: the annotation of a GenBank genome assembly
AUGACGGGAGUUAAUUGCUCUUUAGUUUUGCAUUUGCUCUGGGUCGCUAGACGUGGUAUUUACGCGGGUAUUAGUCUGGCGGUUCGCAUUUGCACGAUGAGGGGGGGCCAGCGGGUGUGCGGUAGGAGAGAGCGCAGGGGGGGGGUGUUAGUGGAGGAGCGGGGUGGGGGUGGGGAAGGGGGCGGGGAGGGUCAUGGGGGGGGUGGGUGGGGGGUGGGUCACCCGGGGUGCGGCGGGGGUGGGGGUUGGGGGGGGUGGGUGUUUGGGGGGGGUGAGGGGGGGGCGGCAGAGGUGUGGGAGGGGGGGUCGGAGGGGGGGGAUGGAUGGAAGGGUGGGGGGUGGGGGGUAGCCCGUCGGGGGGGAGGCGGGGGUGUGGGGGGGGGGGGGGGUCGGGGGAGUCAACUGGGGGCGUGGGGGGGUGGGCGGCGGGGCGGGGGGGGUGGGGGGGAAUGUGGAGGUGGGGGGGGGGGGGGGGCUGAGGGGGGGGGUUAG